This is a messenger RNA of Epinephelus moara (kelp grouper), 1670 nucleotides long. It is a transcript of the gene ccnp, whose product is annotated as cyclin P. Bases 113 to 1297 code for a protein of 394 amino acids. The record is from RefSeq and is a predicted model, not a curated record. The transcript is spliced from 9 exons. Gene Ontology annotation, molecular function: cyclin-dependent protein serine/threonine kinase regulator activity. NCBI's taxonomy places the organism in Eukaryota, Metazoa, Chordata, Actinopteri, Perciformes, Serranidae. Gene Ontology annotation, biological process: mitotic cell cycle phase transition; regulation of cyclin-dependent protein serine/threonine kinase activity. Gene Ontology annotation, cellular component: cytoplasm; nucleus; cyclin-dependent protein kinase holoenzyme complex.
UAGCGGCUGCCCAGGCAACACGGUCGCUGUCUCUGCUCCAAGCCUCCGCCGACACCUAUGGAUAAGUAGCUGCAGCGGCCCAUCACGGGAACUCUGUCUCCGGCUGUGAAACAUGGCCAGGACUGGUUUCUGCGAAUCCAAGCCCCUGCUGGACUUACACAAGAAGGCGGAUGAGAGGCGAGCCCCGUUAAGAACUUGGUCUAAUGCCUGUGGGCCCAUCGAUCGCUGGCAGCCUGUAGAAGUAGACGAGUCCAGGAUGGCUCCUGUCAAAAUGGAGCCAGAGCGCAGAUGGGAAAGGAGGUUAUCGACGCAAACAAGUGAAGGCAUCAUCAUGGGGUUCCAUGAAGACACAUGCUCAGCUGCAGAUGGGUGUGUGGAGGAGCCUGUGCUUCUUUACCCUCCUGGGCUGCAGGGUCUUCACAGCCUACAGGCACUGGUGCCCAGCUUGCUGCGCCAUGAAGUGGAGACGGCACUGGAGAAACUGGGCCUCAUAUGGGACCGGACGUACGCCUGGGACAUGUUCUUGGAUAUGCUGAGAACUCAAACGCGACACUCCUUUCCAAACGCUGACCUGCCCCGGCAUUUCACUUAUGCCACUCAAUCUGUCCUGGUCGACUGGCUUAUUCAAGUACAUGAAAUUAUGCAUUUUCAGGAAGAGACCCUUUAUCUCGCCGUACACCUCCUCAACCGCUCCCUGCGCCAGAUCAAGGUGACCACCGUCAACCUGCAGCUCCUCGGCAUGGUUUGCCUCUUCCUCGCUGCAAAGAAGGAAGAGUGUCUCCUCCCUGAGGUGUCUGCACUCUGCUACAUGAUGGACCAUGCCUAUACAAAGCAUCAGCUGCUGCGAAUGGAGCGCAAAGUCCUCCUAGGGCUGAAGUUUGAUUUGUCCUACUGUCCCCCUCUGCAUUUCCUCCUCCUCCUUGCCUCCGUUGCUCGCUGCAGCGCUAAGGCGGUGUGGAUGGCUCGUUAUCUGCUGGAGCUGUCUCUCCUGGAGGGCCAGUGUGUGGUGUUCCUGCCUGUGCAGCUGGCAGGAGCAGCUCUGUGCAUGUCCCGCCAAGUUCUGCAGGAGCCCCCAACGGCAGAAGGGGAGGCUGCCUGGUGUCUGGCCUCCAGCAUCCAUGUUGGCAGUGAGCCUGCCCUGCUGAGGAUCAUGCAGAUUCUGGCCAGUGCAGCAGCAAAGGCCCACACCCAAGAGACCUGCGCUACUUUUAUUAAAUUCUCCUCCCCAGAGACCAUGCAAGUCAGCAGACACGCAGGUCUAAAGAGCGCCGCUGGUCUGCUGGGUGUAUGCACUUGACAUUCCUGACUGCCAGAAACUUGGUUAUAUACUGAAGCUUCAAGGUAGAGAAGGUAGACCAGUAUCACUUGAGGACUUGACUCCUGUGUGGUCCAAGGCUAUAUGUUCUUUGCUGUGGAUCCCGAAGGGUUGUCAUGUGAAUGGGUGAGGAAGAAGUGUGAAAGACUUGAUGCCAUGCAUUGUUUGAAGAAGGACUGCAUGCUCUUUGCAUGUAUGUGAUUUAGCCAACUUAGUGGCACGCCUGUUUUAUGAUCUUAUCUUGCAGCCAGCUUAGAAAAUGUUUGAAUUGUAUUAAUGUGUCCUUGUCUUGUCAUUUUGUGAAGAGGAUUUGGGCUGUUUAUGAAGUAAUUUUGAAUGUUUUAAUGUUAAAAAU